This is a messenger RNA of Clarias gariepinus (North African catfish), 678 nucleotides long. It is a transcript of the gene eslec, whose product is annotated as ladderlectin. The transcript is spliced from 6 exons. The coding region runs from base 96 to 560 and encodes 154 amino acids. Gene Ontology annotation, molecular function: signaling receptor activity. The record is from RefSeq and is a predicted model, not a curated record. NCBI's taxonomy places the organism in Eukaryota, Metazoa, Chordata, Actinopteri, Siluriformes, Clariidae.
AAACUGUCCAGGAAUAAAAGCUUCAGCUGCUUUUCACUCCGCGGACGUCUUCACCUGAGUGCCGAGUGCUGUGACGGCCCUGCUGACUAACCACAAUGAAGUAUUUGGUUGUGUUUGUUCUUGUUUCUCUGGCUUUCACUGCAUACGCAACUAGCCCUGGAAACAAAUGUUCCAGUGGUUGGUCAGGAUUUGGGAAAAAGUGCUACAAAUACAUAGCAGAAUCAAAACCAUGGGUUCAAGCCGAGCUCUACUGUCAGGUCCUGGGAGGAAACCUCGCGUCUGUACACAGUAACCAGACGCACUCCUUCCUUAAGAGAAUGACGAGACUCUCUGGCAGCUUCACGCGCACCUGGCUCGGAGCUCAGAACGCAAUCUGGGACACCGUGUGGUUCUGGUCCGAUGGCUCGGUGUUUGACUUCACGAAGUGGCACUCGGGCGAGCCGAACAACCCAGAAGGAUACGAACGCUGCCUGGAAAUGAACUACGGAGAUGAAGUCCUGUGGAACAACCUCCACUGCAACACUGAACUCUACUUUAUGUGUCAGAAAUCAGCAUUUUGAAUAACUCAUUAUACCUGCUCAGGACUGCCUAUAGCCUUAUUGUCACGUCUCAUUGUUAACUACAAAAAAUGGAAUCAUUACUUACAAUAUGAAAAUAAAAAUGGAUUACGCAGAUUAA